GGUUAUGAACUGCAGUAAUAACAUUUCCAAACCAAUUUUUCCUUUUUGAAAAGCUUUUGAUAUUUUAUUAUCACUCCACUAAUGCUGGGGUGCUGAUUAGCCCCCUCCUUCCCUACCCUACCCAGCUCUAUAAGUGCAUGCAAACAAAAAGCAAGGGGGGGAAAAAAAAAAAACCAAACAAACAGAAACAAGCCCUCAGCAAUAAGUUGACUGAUUCUGGCAGCAAGACAAAUCUGGCACCACACAGCAGGCAGGCAGGGAGUUGCACUGCUCAUCCUUUCGGUUUGUCGGUGUAUGGGAAUGCUGGACAUCCACACACAAGGAGGGAUUCGGCCGCAAGCGCUGCUCCUGUGACUGAGCCCUGCUGCUCCCCCCGCUCGGAAGAUACAGAUGUCAGAAGACAAGACAGACAAGGUAAAAAUCAAACCAGCAGAAAGUUUUGAACAUGAGAAGCAAAAUAUUUCUUGGCUGAAGAAAGACAGCCGUACCAGCUCCCUGCCUCUCCUGGCACUCCCUGGGGUGACGCCGAGCAGCGAGGACCAUCCAGACAACCAGCUUACAAAUGAAAAACACACAGAUGAAAAGCCUAUGAAAGGUAUUGUUAUGAGUUCUGUCGCAGAAUUCAGCAUCACAGACGCUUCAUCAAAGGGCACCAAAAAUGAGAAGAAAUUGUCAGAUGCGAGCAGAUCAUCCAUUGCUUCCCUGGAGAAAUGCAGAGAAUUCACUUACAUUGAAGAUGACGCAUCAGUACAUCAGAGGGACAGUGACGAUGAAUGUGCAACUCUUAUCCUGGCCUGCUUGUUCUGCCAAUUUUGGGACUUUCUUGUAAUGCUGCCUGAUACCUGUGAACAUUGGUUGACAGAUACCUGUUGUCCAUCCAAUAGAUAUUACCAGACCUCUGACGAAGACCACGGCAACAACGACUGCAACUGUGACUGCGACAUUGAUUGCAGCCUUUUAGAGUCCUGCCAUGAGACUGGGGAAUGCCUGGAACUUGCCAUGGAAAUUUCUGAAGUCUGCUAUCGCUAA
This is a messenger RNA of Pseudopipra pipra, 1029 nucleotides long. RefSeq names its product MyoD family inhibitor domain containing 2 (gene MDFIC2). The record is from RefSeq and is a predicted model, not a curated record. The transcript is spliced from 5 exons. The coding region runs from base 391 to 1029 and encodes 212 amino acids. NCBI's taxonomy places the organism in Eukaryota, Metazoa, Chordata, Aves, Passeriformes, Pipridae.